CUUCACUCCUCUCCCCUUCCCCUACACUCCCCCACAUUUCUCUUUCUCCUUCUCGGAGCGGCGUCCAUGGCGGCGGCGGCGGCGGCGACUAGGGAUCAGAGCGUGUACAUGGCGAAGCUCGCGGAGCAAGCGGAGCGCUACGAGGAGAUGGUGGAGUUCAUGGAGCAGGUGGCGGCGGCGGCGGCGGCGGAGGGGGAGGCGGAGCUCACGGCGGAGGAGCGCAACCUCCUCUCCGUCGCGUACAAGAACGUGAUCGGCGCCCGCCGCGCGUCGUGGCGCAUCGUCUCCUCCAUCGAGCAAAAGGAGGAGGGCCGCGGCAACCGCGCCAACGCCGACGCCAUCCGCGCCUACCGCGCCCGCAUCGAGGCCGAGCUCGCCUCCAUCUGCGGCGGCAUCCUCCGCCUCCUCGCCGAUCGCCUCGUCCCCUCCGCCGCCGCCGCCGAAUCCAAGGUCUUCUACCUCAAGAUGCAGGGCGACUACCACCGCUACCUCGCCGAGUUCCAGACCGGCUCCGACCGCAAGGACGCCGCCGAGCACACCCUCGCCGCCUACAAGGCCGCCCAGGAUAUUGCUUCCACGGAGCUGCCGCCGACGCAUCCGAUCCGGCUGGGGUUGUCCCUCAACUUUUCGGUGUUCUACUAUGAGAUCUUAAAUUCCCCGGAUAGGGCUUGCACUCUCGCAAAGCAGUCUUUCGACGAUGCAAUCGCAGAAUUGGACACUCUCGGUGAGGAGUCGUACAAGGAUAGCACUCUAAUUAUGCAGCUUCUCCGCGACAAUCUCACCCUGUGGACCUCAGACAUGCAGGAAGAUGGCGCUGAUGAGAUCAAAGAAACAAGCAAACCUGAGGAUGAGCUGUAACCAAAGUAUUACUAAUCGCCAUUCUCUGUUGCUUUUUAGGCGCUUCUCAUCUUGCAAAUUGAUCAUCAAUUUGAAUCACCCCCUCUUCUCUCGUAGUUUCUUCUUCUGGUGGUUUUCCAUCUCCUCUGCUUCUUUCGCUUUCGUGUGUUACCACCAUGCUUUUCCUUUUCCGAAUGCUAUAGAACUCUUCUAAUAUAUAUAUAUGGCUUCUUAAUUUGCUCAUGUGUA
Messenger RNA from Ananas comosus (pineapple), 1086 nucleotides. Its product is annotated as 14-3-3-like protein GF14-A. The transcript is spliced from 4 exons. Lineage: Eukaryota; Viridiplantae; Streptophyta; Magnoliopsida; Poales; Bromeliaceae. The coding region runs from base 67 to 858 and encodes 263 amino acids. Gene Ontology annotation, biological process: signal transduction. The record is from RefSeq and is a predicted model, not a curated record. Gene Ontology annotation, cellular component: cytoplasm.